CCUGCGCCUCCUCGUCGUAGGAGUGGUCGUACAUCGGCUGCCGCCGCCGCCGCUGCCAUAGCCAUGGCGGCAGCAGCGGCGGCGGCGGCUUCCGACAGCGUGGCGGCGGCCACCACAGGCACGGGCACCGCGGAUGCGGAUGCCGCCCCGGGUGCCGCUGCCACCGCCAGCGGCCCUGCCGGGGCCACCGCGGCUGACGUUGAGGGCCAGGAGCGGGCAGGAGCGCCCGGGGGAGCCACAGAGGAGGAAGCCACCGCUGCACCAGCAACGCAGACGCGGCAAGCAGGCCGAGGACGGGGACGGGGGCGCAAAAAGGCGGUAUCUCCUAGACCAGCCGCCGCUGCCGCCGCGGGAGCAGCAGCAGGUAGCGGCAGCGUCUCAGCAUCCAGGGAUCCGUCGCCAGAGGGCGGCGGGCGGCCACGGCGGCACUCCACGCCGGCGGUGCUGCUGCAACAGCUCCUGAUACAGGGCGCGGCGGUGAGGCGUCCCCAGGGCCGGCGGCGGCGCCGGCUGGGACUAGCAUCGCCACUGGCAGACCUCGACGUGCGGCGGCGGCGCGCAAGCCCGUUGUUGUGGAGGUCCCGGGAUCCGACUCCGAAUCAGAGCAGGAAAGCGGGGGAACUGCAAGCGGCGACGGCGGCGAUGCUAACGGUGACGCCGCCUCAGACUCGGGUGCUGAUUCGGGGUUGGCGGAGGAGGGCAGCGACGGCGGCGGGGCGGCGGAGGCAGCUGGGACGAAGUCGCAGCCGCAGCGGCGGCAGGCGGGCGGGCGGGCGCGUAAGCGGCAAAAGCGGGGUGAUGUGGAGGCAGACGCACGGCCGGGGUCAGCCGCGGAAGCGGCGGCUACGGAGGACGCCGGGGCGCCGACGACACGUCAGCGGCCACGACGGCGAGCCGCCUCCGCAGCCCCCGCCACAGAUGCUGAGAAGCAGCUACCGCAGCCUGCGACAGUCACCCGUCGUGGUGGCGGCGGUAGCUCCGCCGCUGCUGCUGCCGCUGCAGGAUCACCGGAAAGGGACGACCAGAGCCCUAACGCCUCACCCCGGCGUCAGGCGGGGCCGAAGCGGCAGCCGGGGCGGCCCCCAGCGGCGGCGGCAGCUGCUGCGGAUGCGGGGCCAGCUGCUGCAGGUGCGCCUGGCGGAGGCCGAGUUACACGUCAGCAGCAGCAGCAGCAACGACAGCAGCAGCAACAAACUGGGGGGCAAACGUCUGCGGGGCAAACAGCCGGAGGGGCUAGGAAGGAGGGCACGCCAGGACCGGCGACAGCAGCUCCUAAAAAGUCGGCUCCUAGUGCUGCGAAGCCUAAACCGGCUGAUGCUGCCGCAGCGGCAACGGCUGCCACAACGGGCCUUCAACAGUCCGCGGCGGAAGUGGCCGGCACCGGCGAUGCGGCAGCAGCAGCAGCAGCGGCGGCGGCUUCUCCGCAUGGCCAAGGCGCCCUGGGUGCUCAGCGGGUGACCGCCGAGGAAGAUGCAGCCACCGCGGGUGGCUCCAAGGAAGCCGCGGCAGCGGUACCGCCGGCGCCAGGCACUGCAGCAGCGACGGGGCCGGCGGGAGCGGGGGCAGCGGCACGGCGGGCGCCGAUGAGCGCGUCCCUGCCAGCCAAAGGCUCUGACGGAGGCGGCGGCAAGGCCGGCGAGGCAGCGGCAGGGGGCGACGCAGCGGAAGGGCUCGCUGGGAAGCCCAGCGGCGUGCAAGCGGCGGCUGGGGGGUCCGGCUCGGCAACAGCAGUAGUAGGGCCUUCUGCUGGCGUGGGGGCCGGCAGCGGUAGCAGUCUUCCACAGCUGCCUCAGGCGCUUGCUCCGCGCAUGGGGCUUGCGCGUCCUCCCCCAAUGGUGACGGCCAAGCUCAGAGCUGCACCCUCAGCACACCUGCCUGCUCGCGCCACGCUAGCAGCGGCGCUGCCGGCUGCGGUUGUGGCUAGUGACACAGCUGCCGUGGCUGCUGGCGGGGAUCAAGCGGCUGCAGAGGGUGACGCGCCAGGUCCUGCCGUGGCAGAACGCCGUACCGGCGCUGACGGCGCCGAGGCUGGCGGUCAUGCAGGUCGCGGUGCAGGCGCCUUUAGCCGACAUGGCAGCGCGCAGAACCUUUUAGCAGCCGGCGCAGGUGCCACGGCAGCAAGCGUUAGCCCUAGAGGCGACGCAGCGAAUGACGAGCCGCCUGGAGCGAACAACCACCACCUCAGCAGCGGCGCGGUAAUGGCGGCGGCGCAGCCACCGCCGCCGCGUAAUGCGCUGGGUCUUGAUUCUGUCGCCUACUCGCGUUUCCUUUGUGAACUGCGACGCGGCCUGCUGUUGCCGACGCUCGUGCCGUUUCGGAGGUUGCGUGGAGGCAUCUGGGUUGACAGCCAGACUGCGCUCCUGGAGCUGCAGCGGAGGCGGGCUGAGCGGCGGCCUUCACCGCACGACGAAUCCAUGUUGACGGCGUCGGAGGCGGAACAGGGUACGACGGAACAGGGUACGACAGCCGGGUCCAAGGCGGCGUUGGCGGCGCUACGCACACGGCUUGGGGAAUGGGGCUGCGAACGCUUUUGCGAUGCGCCGCCUCCGCCGCCGCCGCCGCUGCCACCUCCGCCACAGCUGGACGACGAGGCCGCUGACGCACAUCCGCCGCCGCUGCCUGCGGAAAGGGCGCCGUCGGUGCCGGUGGGCGAGGAUGGAGGAUCAGACGUCGGCCACCAUCCCAAUGGAACCACAACUGGCAGGUGUUUUGGGCAGCGCCGCACGCCAUUGUUCGCUUACGGUGCCGGAGCCCCUCAUGAAUCAGCGGCGGGGAGUGCCGAGGGUGGGCGGGGCGGGUACGGGUUAUCUAGGAACGCACGGGCAAGCGGUGCCGCUGCUGGGCCAGGGCAACAAGGGGCCCCAGGGGAUGUGGACGGCGGCGGCAGGAGUUCGUCGUACCAACGGCGUGCGCCGUACGCCCUGGCGGGCCGCCGGCGCGGCAGGUCGCCUUCCGCCGGCGCUGACGGCACUGGCGGCGACGGCGAUGUCAGUGACAGCGGUGACGACGGCGGAAGCAUGUGUAGCGCCGACGGCAUGGGCGGAGGCGAUCGUGCCGGCGGCGGCGGUGGAAGUCGUACGGCAGGCCGGCCGCCGCGGCCUGUCGUACAAGUCCAUGGUGCUGACGCUGCGGCGGCGGCGGUGCCGUCAGGUCACCAACCCCGCCGUGCCCCUCGUUCGCUGGCUCCCUCCACCUUCACAGCACAGCCGCCAGGUGCGACCAUCACCGCAGCCACCAGCUCAGCGGCGGGCAGUGCAGGGGCCCGAGGGGGCCGUACGGCAUCCGUGGAACGGGACUUUGCCAGGGACGAUGGUCGGCGGUUUGCGGAUUCGGAUCGCGACCGCGAUCACACGCGCGACAGUGGCGGCGGCGGUGGCAGCGAGCGGUGUCGUGACGGCGGCGGCGCAGCAGCCGGGGAGGAAGGCACCCUUCGCCGCUGCGCCGCCGCUGCCUCCUCCGCUGGCGGCAGCCGCGGAGGUGGCGGAGGUGGCUACCGCGACGACGAUGUUGGCGGCAAUGCCGCCGCCGCCGCCGGCGUGGUGUCGGAUCGCGAUCGCGACCCCCAUGUCCGCGACCGGGGCCCUGACUCCCUGCGUCGCAGCGACGCGUCUGCGCUUCGAAACGGCGCCGGCGGUGAAUCCUCACACGGGCGCGAGAGGUCCCGGGAGCGGGAUCGCGGUGGCGGUGGGGGAGGCGAGCGGGAUCGCUCUCGGGAGUCACGGCGACCGUUGUUGCACGAGAGGAGCUCGGCUGGCGGCGCCGUAGGCGUCGGCGGCGGCGGAGGCCGUGGAGGGUCUGAGCGGGAGCGGGACAGGGAGCGCGAGCGGGAGAGGGACAGGUCUCGGGAGCGGGACAGGUCCCGGGAGAGGGACAGGGACAGGGAUCGGGAGCGACCGUCGCUGCUGGACCGAGACGCCAUCCGCUCCCGGGAGAGGCGACUGGACGCGCAAGUGGGCCGGCCGGCUGCGGCGCCGGCGGCGAUGGAGGGUCCCGCAGUCAUCCGCGCGCCGGCCGUCAACCCCUCCCUCCGCGACGUCCAGCGCCUCUUCAAGAGCGGCGUGCUGUUCAACUAUUCCAAUGACACCAUGCACGAGGUGAUGCGCGGGGGGCGUUUCGGAUCUAACGACCGGGACACCAUGCAGAGCAUCAACUCCUCCACGCUCGUGUUCUUUUGGAACUUCGACCGCCGCCUGCUGCACGGCCCCUACUGCCGGGCGUCGGGGCAAGGGCUGGAGAUGUUCCGAUCCUCCGAUUGGCGCUUCAAAUUUGCGCUCAAGUUCGAAAAGGUCGCUCGCUUCCCCGGCGGCCUGCCCGAGCGCGACGCGCUGCGUGCGGGCCUGGUGCUCAUGGACACGGCUCGCCGGCUGAUGGCCACGGAGCUGCGCCUCUCCGUGUGCGAGCGGCUGUACCGCGCAUUCGAGGACGAGGACCUCCGUCGUCAGAGGGAGAAGCAGGUCAAGGAGGCGACCACCACCACGGCCACCGCCACCACACCCAACCUCACACCGGCAUCCAUCGCCGGCCCUGACGGUGCCGUACCGCCCGCCUCCAGCGCUGGCGGCGGCGCCACCUCGGCGCAGUACGGCAGCUACGGUGCCGCUGCCGCCGGUACCGCCGACGGCGGCGACGUUGCCGCCGCCAUCGAAGUGCUUGACGGGACGGAGGGGCGCAGCGGCGGCGGUGGCGGCGGCCUGGUUAGUAGCGCAACAACUGUCGACGCCAACCGCCGGACAUCCGCGGUGGUGGCUCCCAAGCGCGAGGGGUCCAGGGAAGCCUCGACUCCGCCGCCGCCACCGCUACCGCUGCCGCCGCUGGUUUCAAGACCGAAUGUUCCCUCCUUGGAGAUUGGUACUUGUGCUGCGGCGACGGGUGCGGGGAGUGCGGCUGUAACAGACGCCAGCGGCGGCGGGCUGGCAGUAGGGGCACUGCCGGCGGCGCAGCAGGAGGCUGAGGAGGAGGGAGGAGGGCAGUCGCUGCAGCGGCGGCGGGCCGCUGGCGCACCGCUGACUGCGGCGCCGGUUGAGUCUGUUGAGGGCGCAACGGAGUUGUUACGACUGCCGUUGGAGGGUGGCGAGGAGCGGGAGCUCAGGGACGCAUCCUCGCUAGGUCGCGACACUUCACGGAUUGUCGACGGACGUGACGGUGACAUCGCUGACCGGUACGACCGACCGCCGCCGCCAUUGACCCUCCCACUGACAUCGCCGACAGUCCUCACGCUUUCGCAGCCGACGCAGCAGGCAGGGGCGCUGCCGCCGCCGCCGACGCAGCAGCGCGACAGGGCGGCUGUGUGGGAGUGGUCAGCGACCCGUGACGGCGCCGGCGCUGGCGCUGGUGCUGGCGCAAGUGGCUAUGCAGACCGAAGCGAGCGGUCCAAGGAACGAGAGUCCUUCCGAGAUUCCCUCCGAGACUCGACGAGAGACAAAGACGCCACCCGUGAGCCUCGAGACAGGGAGCGAGAUCGCGACCGUGAGCGUGAUCGGGAACGGGACCGGGACCGCUCCAGGGACCGGGGUGAUGGCGGCGGCGGUGGUGGUGGUGGUCGGGAGGGUCGUGAAGGCCGCACUCGCGAGGGGGAGCGGGAGGCGCGGGAACGGGAGGCCCGGGAGCGGAGCUGGCAGGCACGCAACCUUGUACGGCGGGAGGGACUGGAGCGCUCCGGGGACCGCCAUGAUCGCGACCGUGGUGGCGGCGGCGGUGGCAGCGGCGGAGGCAGUCGUUACCGUGACGACACGAGGGAAGGUCGGGAUCGGGAGUCCCGAGGCGGCCGUGAGCGUGAGCGAGAUCGUGAUAGGGGUCGCGAGGGCGGCGGAGGUGGAGGCGGAGGCAGCGGGCGUGACGGUGGAAGUACGGCAGAGGGCGCAGGCGACCAUCGGCGGGAGCGGGGCGGGACCUGGGAGUCCCGCGACGCCGGCAGCGAGCGGAGGGAGCGGUCUCGAGAGCCGCGAGAUCGAGACGCCAAGUCUGCAUAUCGCCUUGCCGGCGGAGGUGCUAGCGGCGGAGGCGGCGGCUUUCAGAGCUCUGCGGUUCGCGAAUCAGGACGCAGUCGCGACCACGGGGGUGGGAGUGGUGGAGGAACGCGGACUCGUGAGCGAGUGGGGGAUGCGGAGCGAACCGGCGGCGACGGAGGUCCGGGCAGCGGUGGUGGGCCCAUGGGAGGGACGGGCGGGGCCUCCGUAAGUCGAGGCGGCGGUGUCGCCAGGGCCGGGAGCGCCGGAGGUGUUGGGGCGCGUGGCCGUCGUGGCGGCGGCUCCGCCGCCGCUGCUGCCGCCGCUGCCAUCGCGGCCGCUGCUGAUGAGGGCAACGAGUCCGAGUCCCAAUCCGCGUCCGGUUCCAGAUCGGAAUCCGGAUCCGAUUCUGACGAUGAUUCAAGUUCCAGCUCUGGAUCUGGAUCCGAGUCGGGAUCCGAUAGCAGUUCCGACGAUUCAGACUCCAGCUCGGACGACUCUGACACCUCCAGUUCCUCCAAGUCAACCUCCGCCGGCGGUGACGCACGGGGGGCCGCUGCGGGUGCGCGUUCCACCGCCGCAGGGCCGUCAACAGGAGGUGCUGCUCCUGCACGGAGAGGAGCCGCUGCUUCACAUGCUGCAACCGCCGGGGGCCGCUCGGCUGCUGCCGCUGGCACUGCCGCUGCUCCCCAAGGUUCGGCCCCGCACCGUCAGGCCCAUGCACCCCCACAUCCACCAUCACAGAAGCACCACCACCACCACCCACAGCAGCAGCACGAGCAGCGCCCUCGCCAUCCUCAGCGCCCCCAGAGCCUCCCUCGCGCCUUGCAACACGAGGAAGACAUGGGAGACGAAUCUCCCCCUCUUCCUCCUCCUCCGCAGCCGCAGCAUCCGCAGCCGCAGCCGCCGGCUUUAUCCUACGGCGGACAGCAUUACAACCCGCACCGGGGCCGCAGCCAGCCGGGUCCUCCACAGUGCGGUGGCGGCCUCCUAGCAGCCGACGAAGAUGCCAACAUAGACGCAACUGAGGACUGGGACCGCGUUCGACCGUUAUGGGAGCCCUCCAGCAAGGCCGCCGCCGCUGUACAUGCACUCCCCGCAGCCGCAGCCUCUGCUGGCGGCAGUGUGGGAGGGGAUCCAGGGAGUGCUGCUUUAGCUGCAUCUGUUGCAACUGCUGCUGCCGCAGUUGCUGACCCUGUGGUUUCAGAGCGCGUACGCGGCAACUCUGUGGGAACAAGGCAAGCCCCCAGGGACUCACAACAGCCGCAACCGCAGCUGCUGCUGCAGCCACUGCAACCGAACAACAUGGGUGGCUCGGCUGAGAAUAGCAGGUCACGCGCCGCGGGUCACACCGUGAUGCAUCCGCCUCCGCCGUCAUCCGCCUCGCGACUGCCGUUGCGACAUGCGGGUGCGGGUGCGGGUGCGGGUACAAGCGGUGACCGAGCCCGUGAAGGGGGAGACGAAGCUGGUGGGCUGUGGGAUGACGAAGUGGCUGUGGUUGGUGCAACCGCUGAGGACGCCGCAGCUGCAGCAGCGGCAGGAGGUGAUACGCACCAGCUGCAGCAGCAGCAGCAGCCUGUCGAGCAACCUGCCUCACAUCGUCAGCAGCAGCACCACCACCAUCAUCAUCGCAGUCAACGCAACUACCGUCACCGGCGCGGCAGCGGCAGCGGCGGCGACGAUGUGGAAGGCGAUGGCGAGGCGACGGGCGGCGGCGGCGGCGGCGGCGGCAGCUCCUAUCGUAGACAGCAGCAGCCUAUGCAGCAGCACAGACAGCAGCAGCAGCAGCAGCCGCAGCCCCUCCGAGCCGCUGUGGAACAACAGCAAGGCCAGCAACAGCCUUCCCAACCCGCCAAUCGCGCAGCCCCCGCUCUAGCAGAUGCCUCCAACCGCGCCGCAUCCGCCAUCAGCAGUGCCGCCGGUAACGCGGGAGCUGCUGACAACGUCAUCGCGGACGCUGAAGGGGGCGCGGGUGUGGACGAGGGCAGUUGCAGGAGUGCAGACGGCGACCCAGCGCGACACCCACAACCCCAGGGCGGGUCUGCCGGUGCCGCCACGGCUGCUGGCGCACCCGAUGCGGGUGACGAGCUCGAAGCGCCUGAAGGGUUGGGAGGGAGGUUGCAGUCGCCGCCCGGACAAUCGCAGCAGCAGCCCUGCAAGCAACCAGGCCAACAGCGACACGGGCCGCCGACUGCAGCUGCAGCUGCUUGUGGUGAUGGUGGUGCCGGUGGUGGUGGUGGUGGUGGUGGCAUGGCUGAGAAUGCUGGUGGCCUAGCCACUGCUGCAACCCCUGAUGCGUCGCUGCUGUGCUGCGCAACGCCUUGUAGCACGCAUUGUGGGGCAACGGACGCCCCCGGCGCGACCUUGGCUCCAACUACGGCAGGUGCGGCGGGUGCGGAGGCAGUAACAGGGGAAGCAGUAACCGCAGCAGCAGGGGCCUCCUUGGCUCCGACUGCUGCAGCAGUGGUGGUGGCUUCCAGCGAAGCCGCAACUCCGGCAGUGGCGGCAGCAGCAGGCAUGGAGGCUGCGGCAGCAGGAGCACCGCACAGCACCGCUUCACGGGAUGACGCAGGGGAUGCUGCCGUGGCCGGUUGCCAGGCAUCCGCCUCCGUGCAGCAGCCCCUGCUGCCCCAACCCCAAACUACCACCGCUGUGGUUGCUGCUGACGUCCACACAGAGGGGGCUGGCACAUGCUCGGGGGCUGCGGCCCCCACUUGCGACGCUGCUAGCACUCGGACUGAGGCACACUGCACGGUUGGUCCUGAGACGGGGGCUGAGGCUGAGACUGAGGCUGAGGCAGCAGCUGUCGCUGCCCCCGAGCCGAACCCCGAGCCCGAGGUAGACCCCGACGAUGACAUUUGGCGCGAUUUGGACGACCUCACGAGCCUGGGCACCGUCACUCACUGAUGACCCAUGGGUCGCUCGCUGGCGGCGGGCCCCGGGCGCUAGGACCAUUAUGGCAUUUAUGGGUGGGCAGGGCCCUUGUGCGUGCGGUGCGGCGGUGCGGCCUGGUGUGUGAGGUUGUGUGCAGGUGGCUGCUGUUAGUUAGCUGUUAGUUGGUAGUCAUUAGUGGGUGUUCUGGUCGGUGAGGGUGUUUGCGGGAAGGCGACAAAGGGCGUGCCGGCACUGUCGCCGGUGUAGAGUUUGGCAAGGGUGUGUUGUUAUAGUGGCUGAUUCGUGGGGUAGCGCCCGUCUUGUUGUUAGGUAGCUGAGCUAGCUGCUAGAGAGGUGUAUGUUUGGGGUAGCGAGAAGUGGGCGCUCACGUAGAGGGUUACGGCAGACUGGUAGCUUAGGCCUUAGCAUUUGACAGGUCAGAUUGGGCUUACAACGGUCGAGCCACUUGUCUGUGGCAAGAGCCGUAACGUUUUGUUUGGCACACUGUGCGUGUGCCCAUUCAUGUCCGAAAGGGCUACUGACACUAGGCUGCUGUAACGUUGCUGCACCAUGAGAUGCAGCAGAUGAUGGAGGAGAAGGGGAUACCCCGCUGUCAGCCACCGGUACUACAAUCUCCAUACAAACACUUUGGUGCGAUUGGUGCUCGGGA
This is a messenger RNA of Astrephomene gubernaculifera, 9489 nucleotides long. The record is from the annotation of a GenBank genome assembly. NCBI's taxonomy places the organism in Eukaryota, Viridiplantae, Chlorophyta, Chlorophyceae, Chlamydomonadales, Astrephomenaceae.